ACGUGCUGUUUUUACCCUCUGAUCCAGCGUCUCCUCUGCAGGUGCAGGUCAGCUGUAGUCUUCCGUCUCAUCCGAGUGAAAGAGAGCAAUGCAGAACGACUCCGGCCCACUAGUGCCUUUACACUGGAUUGGCUUCGGCUAUGCAGCCCUCGUUGCUUCUGGUGGGAUCAUUGGCUAUGCAAAAGCAGGUAGCGUCCCGUCGCUGGCCGCUGGGCUGCUUUUCGGAAGUCUAGCCGGCCUGGGUGCUUAUCAGCUGUCUCAGGAUCCAAGGAACAUUUGGGUUUUCCUAGCUACAUCUGGAACCUUAGCUGGCAUUAUGGGAAUGAGAUUCUACCACUCUGGAAAAUUUAUGCCUGCAGGCUUAAUCGCGGGUGCCAGUUUGCUGAUGGUCGCCAAACUUGGAAUUAGUGUGUUGAAUAGACCCCGUCAGUAGUAGUCAUGUCUCAGCUUGGACUCGUGAAGAAUUAAAAAACUUCUCAUAUUUUUAGUAUAUUAAGAGAAACAAGUACAGCAUUUUCACAUAUUCUGACAUUUUACCUAAGAAAUAAAAAACCAAAACCAAAUGACAUUGAACUUUCCAAGAGAAGAAAUCUUUUGUUAUCAUUACAGCCUUAAAGAGGUGGUGGUUUGUAUCCCAAGAGCUGCUUAUUACAGUUUGAUUCUUGUGUGUCGAUGUUCUCCAUUCUGUGCCUAUAGGUAAAGCCUCAAGGCGUAAAACGUUAGGUAUCGACUUUGGGGCCCCCCCAAGCCCCGUUCCCUACUCAGAACAGCGUGAAAAAAAAAAUCUCUCACGAGCUUUAGGGUUUCUGUUCUUCGGCUCAUCUUAGAGCACAGACCUACUUUGAAAUUAUGUCAAAUGAAAUAUCAAUGAAAAUAAAAUUUACUGUAAAUAAUAA
Messenger RNA from Hyaena hyaena (striped hyena), 896 nucleotides. RefSeq names its product transmembrane protein 14C. The coding region runs from base 89 to 433 and encodes 114 amino acids. Lineage: Eukaryota; Metazoa; Chordata; Mammalia; Carnivora; Hyaenidae. Gene Ontology annotation, biological process: regulation of heme biosynthetic process. The record is from RefSeq and is a predicted model, not a curated record. Gene Ontology annotation, cellular component: mitochondrial membrane. The transcript has 5 exons.